Molecule: messenger RNA, 736 nt
Organism: Pararge aegeria (speckled wood butterfly)
Lineage: Eukaryota; Metazoa; Arthropoda; Insecta; Lepidoptera; Nymphalidae
Exons: 2
Coding region: 122-571 (149 amino acids)
Source: RefSeq, a predicted model, not a curated record
AAGUAGCAUAACCUUAAAGAAAAUCUUCAGCUGAGAAAAAAAAGGGGAAACUUCAAUUUCAUGUCAAGGCAUCACUUUCGUAAGAAAUUUUCGGCAACAAUUUUACAUAAGAAAUUGUAGAAUGCUUUCGAAGUUCAUCAGACCUUUCUGCCCGCUGGCAAGGACGCUACUUGCGCCGCAGUUUAAAACUGUCCGUCAAAGUGUGACCAGGUACAGCGAGCUAAUACCAGCUUCGCAAUACGACGUGCCUUUAUCACCGAGGCUUCAUCUCAUUUACGCGUUGAAGAACUAUUGGGAGUUGAUACCAUUGUUUAUUAUAACGUGCACGAGCCUCACUUUUAUGACGUUGUCUUUCGCAUGGGCCUACUUUCAUAAGGUGGACGUGGUGUACAGAACGCACAGCCGGGAGAACAUAUCGCGCACCAUGGACCUGCGCAACCCCUCGGUGCACAAGGUCAUCAUUAUCAACCAGCGCUACGAGCCCUGGCCCGAGAUGCAGGACUCGUUGGACAAGAUGAAGAUGGCGGAGAAGCGAGCGCUGGUGCGGCUGCAGUCCUGCAGUCACGCUUAGUCUUCUAUUUGCACGGGCGUAAAUUUCCAGGGGAGCGCCGUUGCAACUUGCACCCCCUUGGAAAUCCCACAGAAAAUGUGACUAUAGGCAACGUCAUUUUAGAAAACGUAGUGAUUAUACUCUCUUAUACAGUUUUGGCUUCAGAAUCGAUUAUAGAGAGCCCUC